Molecule: messenger RNA, 897 nt
Organism: Hymenoscyphus albidus
Lineage: Eukaryota; Fungi; Ascomycota; Leotiomycetes; Helotiales; Helotiaceae
Source: the annotation of a GenBank genome assembly
GUGGCAAAGACCGGAUGAUCCUGUAACAGUGAAAGAAUCAAGAAUUCCCCGUUUGGGCCGUCUCGACCUGGUAUGGCCGUGGGGAAGCUUUUUAUCUCGCUCUUUGGCACGAUCAACUCAGCGAUGAUUUGUUUUAAGGUUUUGCGUCCGAAACUCAUCUGAUGUCGAGUUCCACAUAUCAGACGACUCGUCAACUUGGGAGCUCCUCGUAUUCUUAUCGCCCAUGGCCUCACCAUAGCUUUUCGACGUAUAUAAUGUCUGCCAUCAGCUGAAUGACUUUGAUUUUUUGUCUCUAUCUCUAUUGUCUUCUCACUUCCAGUCUUUUCUCCUCUGUAUCUUUCUUCCAUUCUACCGACCCGGCGUCGUUUAUUUACUAGACCUUCCUUCAUCAAAAUGGUUCACCUUACUAGCAUUGCGGCUUUUAUUGCCAGUUAGUGACCCCGUUGACCACUAUUUCAGUAUUCCUUUACUAAUAAAUAUCGACAGUUCCGUUCGUAGCCUUCUCCCUACCAGGCUCCUUCUUCCCAAGCAUUGCCGCCCGCGCAGUUACCACGGUAAAUGCAGGCGCCGGGGCUGUUGGAAAGGGCAGUGGAGGCCAGUUCACCGUUGGUAAAUUCUCCUGCGCCAAACAAUGCAAUGAGGUAUGUGUGGUUAACAGCUGGCACAGGCGGUUGUAUCAGCGACGCGGACUGCGGUUCAAAAUGCUGCGCCGGAGGAGCCGUCAGCGGCAUCAGUGGCAGGACCAACGUUGGUGUUUGCUCUGGCGUGGGCGGAGGUGUUGAGAACCAGAAUGGAAAGACGGGCUGUGGCUUCGUGGACCCAAAUGCCAACCUGACCCUCCAGGAAAACGCGGCGCAGGUGAAGAAACAGGGAUUCUAGAUUUUCUUGGGCUUAGGA